Centruroides sculpturatus (bark scorpion) is the source of this 740-nucleotide messenger RNA. Its product is annotated as heme-binding protein 1-like. The coding region runs from base 4 to 588 and encodes 194 amino acids. The record is from RefSeq and is a predicted model, not a curated record. The transcript is spliced from 5 exons. NCBI's taxonomy places the organism in Eukaryota, Metazoa, Arthropoda, Arachnida, Scorpiones, Buthidae.
AUCAUGAAGCUAUUAUUGCUUGCAUUUGCGACGCUGCUUGCAACUGCUGUCGGAUGUGUAAUUCAUGGAUGUGAAUGUCCCAUAUACGACGUUUUAAACACUUAUCCGAACUUUGAGGAACGAAGUUAUCCAGACUCAGUUUGGGUAACUGCAGAAAGUAUCAGUAAAUUUGGUUACAUUGCAUCCUCCAAAAAUAAUUUAAAACUUAUGCGUUACUGGUAUAAGAAAAAUACCAAAGCCCUACGCAUAAAUUGCACCUAUCCAGUAAGGGAAAUGUGGACUCAUAAAAUUGGCGGAGUCAAAGUGAAAACAUCCUACUUGUUACCAUCAGCUUUAUAUGUUGAUCCACCCAUUCCAAUUGACCCCACAGUAAAGAUAGAUAAACAAACUGCAACUCACUUAGUAGCAAGGCAAUUCUCGGGCAUGCCAGUUUUGGAAAGUCAAUGGGAUUCGCAAGCAAAGAUUUUAGCCAAUAGUGCUACAAAAGUUUUGCAUAACGUUGACACCUCGAAAUAUUAUGCCUGCACUUACGAUCCUUUUUGGAUGCCAUUUAAACGUACGAAUGAAGUUUGGAUGCUCAUGAAAUAAGAAUAUACAUAAUUAACUAAUUAAAAAUUAACAGCCAAAUAUUGCAAAUACUUUAUGUAAAUUAACUCUUCAUUAAUAAAUUUUGUUAAAGAAAUAUGGGAUGGUGUUCAUAUCUUGUUUCAGGAUAAGUGAGGUAAAAAUAUUGUUAACUU